AUGCCUUCGUGGUUCAAACUGCUCUUGUUCGGGCUCUUCCUGUCUUCAAUCCCCACCUGGCUGCGUGUCACCACCGCAGGACGAGCUGUCCAAUCAUUCGCGAAGCAGGCGGCAGCAGAGAUACGGUUCAUCGCUUCUAGUUUCACUGCAACUACACCGGACGACAGCAUGUCAAACGAUGCUAGCACGGGCCGGACACCAGUCUACUUCCUCGGACAUGGAGGGCCCAAUAUCAAGGAGCAAGUCAUGCAUCCAGCACACCAUAUCCUGAAACGACUGGGCAAGGAGAUCACGACGAAGGUCAAGCCGAAGGCAGUCGUCGCUCUGUCUGCUCAUUGGCAAGGUUUUCAAGACACCAUUGAAGUCAACACGGCCGAAAGCAUGGGUCUGAUCUACGACUUCUACGGUUUUCCAGCCCACUAUUACGAGUGGAAAUAUCCGAAUACUGGUGAUCCAGCCCUGGCUGAGAAGAUCAUCGGUUUGCUCCGGAACGCAGGCAUCAAGGCCGAGGGAGUACGAAGAGGUCUCGAUCACGGCGUGUGGGCAUCCUAUUCAGUGGCCUUCGAUCCAGAAACCAACCCCUUGAAUGUACCAAUCGUGCAGGUUUCACUUUUCGAUGAAGAAAACCCCGAUCUGCACUACGCUCUUGGCAAGGCUCUCUCCUCGUUGCGCGACGAGGGCGUCCUCAUCAUCACAAGUGGAAUGGCCGUGCACAAUCUUCGAGAAUAUGGCCAGUGGGCGGGCAAGCAAGGUGCUGCAGACUACGCCACCACCUUCGACGAUGCGUUGAAGGAAGCCGCCGAAACGCCUCCUGAUUCCAGACAGCAGGCGAUGGCGGAUCUGUUGAAGAGAGAGGAUGCAAAGAAGGCGCAUCCAACGUUCGAGCACCUGCUACCAGUCCACGUCGCUGCUGGAGCUGCUAGUGAGGAACGAGGGAAACAGAUCUGGACGCUACCUGAGGGCUCGAUGUCUUGGGCUCAGUAUCGAUUCGGCGAGGUCGGCAAAUCUGCCACCUUCUCCACGCCAAACUCGUAUCGUGCGUACACUCUCGGUUCAAUGCCCAUUGCUUCGCGGACCAUGAUUGGUGUGUGUGGGUUAUUCUUCUUCAUCGUGGGGUAUGCGCGGGCGUAUUUGGAGGACAUCGCGCUGGCGCAGAGGUAG
This is a messenger RNA of Zymoseptoria tritici IPO323, 1161 nucleotides long. RefSeq lists its product as uncharacterized. The record is from RefSeq and is a predicted model, not a curated record. NCBI's taxonomy places the organism in Eukaryota, Fungi, Ascomycota, Dothideomycetes, Mycosphaerellales, Mycosphaerellaceae. The transcript has 4 exons. The coding region runs from base 1 to 1161 and encodes 386 amino acids. Gene Ontology annotation, molecular function: ferrous iron binding; oxidoreductase activity, acting on single donors with incorporation of molecular oxygen; zinc ion binding.